This is a messenger RNA of Chlorella variabilis, 3741 nucleotides long. RefSeq lists its product as hypothetical. The transcript has 14 exons. Lineage: Eukaryota; Viridiplantae; Chlorophyta; Trebouxiophyceae; Chlorellales; Chlorellaceae. Gene Ontology annotation, molecular function: calcium ion binding; protein binding. Bases 1 to 3741 code for a protein of 1246 amino acids. The record is from RefSeq and is a predicted model, not a curated record.
AUGGCGUGGGAUGACUGCCCAGUGCUGGCAAAGCUUGGACCUGCUGCGCGGCGCCGGCUUUCGGCCAAGACGACUCACGGCGCCGCCCCUCACUCCCUCGCGCGCGGCCGGCCGGCUGGGGCAGGCAUGGGGGAGUACGACACCAUCACCCUGGAGAGCCUGGUGAAGAUGAAGCGGGUGUUUGAGGAGGCCGACGAGGACGGCAGCGGGGAGCUGGAGCCAGAAGAGUUCGCUGAGCGUCUCGGGCCCUACCUGGGUGCUGGCCUGAGCCGCACGCAGCUGGCCCAACUCUUCAUGCGCAUCGAUGCAGACUGCGGCGGCACCAUCGACUGGGAGGAGUUCACCAACUACUUCUUCCUGCAGCGCGCCGCCACGGGCGGCGCCGACGGCGGCGCCGACUGGCGCCUGCACGCGCAGGCGAGGCGCCGGCGGCGAGGGGCGAGCAUGCAGGGCGAGUGGCGGGGGUCGAGCCACAAGGAGGCCGUGGAGCGGGCCUACUGCAGCCCCGCACUAGACCAGUACAUCACUGGAGGGCGCAGCGGCCAGCUCAGGGUAUGGAGUGCCGAGGGCCUGGCUCCACUGCAGUCCAUCGCCAACGGCGGUGGCUGGGUCACAGACUGCACGCUCUUGGAGGGGCAUGCAGUGAAGAAGCUGGCGGUGGCGGCGCAGGAUCGCACGAUCACGUUUUACGAUGCGGUACGGUCUGGGUACGAGUACAGCGGGCGCCUGACAUGCCCCGGAAGCCUGGGCCCGCCGCUGUGCCUGGCUCCUCUGGAGCGGGAUCGGGGGCGGGGGCCGGGAGGGGCGGGCACGCCACGCCUGGUGUGGGGCGACACAGAGGGCGCUGUGAUGCUGCUCAGGUGCGACCCGCCGCUGCUGCCCACCCCUCGCCAGCUGGCGGCCAAGAAGGACUACGAGGUGCUGCAUGCCGGCCACACCGACUGGGUCACACGCCUGCAGCACAUCCCAGGCGUGGGCCUGAUCAGCAGUUCCCUGGACGCCACGCUGUGCAUGCUGGACCUGGAGCGAGGCAAGCUGGCCGCCCGCGUGGCGCUGCACCGCAAGGGCGUGCGCACCUUUGGCUACAGCCCCGCCUUCUCGCUGGUGGCCAGCGGGGGCGUGGAGCGCAGCGUGCUGCUGUGGCAGCCCAAGGGCAACGUGACGCGGGCGGUGGGGGAGCUGCCGGGGCACUCGGCGGGGGUCAUCACCCUGAGCGACGACCAUGUGGUGAGACUGUGGGACCUACGCAACCACAAGUGCGUGCAGACCAUCGGCAGCACAGACUGGCUGCGCCCCGAGGACAGCCGCCCCACCGCCCUGUGUCACGACAGCAGGCGCCGCCGCCUGGUCUGCGCCUCCCACCGCCCCGCGGUGUGGAGCCACCUGCCCGUGGAGGCUGAGCGCCUGCACGACUCCCGCCUGGUGGGCGCCCUCUACAACGCAACCUUCAGCGUGGUGGUCAGCGGCGACGAGGGCGGUACCAUCUGCCUGUGGAACCUGCAGAACGGGCGCCGCGAGGGCGGCUUCUCGCUGCACGCCCGCCCGGCCUCAUCCGGCGCCGCCGCGGGCGCCGCCCGCCCGCAGCACAAGCUGACGGCCAUGGGCUUUGACGCCAACCAGCGCCGCCUGCUGACGGCCAGCGACCGCGGCGAGGUUCGGGUGUGGAACUUCAACAGCGGCGCUGUGCUGCGGCAGUUCCUGCACCGCGAGGGCUGUGCCGAGAUCACGGCGGUGGCGUUUGCGCACCGGCAGGGGCCGGCGGGGAGCGGCGGGGAGGCGGAGGAGGAGGGGCAGGCGGGUGGAGGGGAGGCGGAAGGCCAGGGUGGCGGCGCAGCUGGAGGUGGCGCAGCUGGUGCUAUCAUGCUGGGUGGCGGCAGCGGUGUGGGGCAAGCCAUGGGGGCGCCAGCUGAUUCAUCAGACCGGGAGUCGGACAUGUCGGAGCACGCCCUGCUCAGCAUGCAGCAGCAGCAGGCUCAGCAGACCCAGCGCGCCAGCCAGCAGCACGCCGCCGCCCGGCCCGCAUCUGCCGGCCCCCCCGGCACCGGCGCCGGCACCAGCGGAGGGACCAGCGGCGGCGGCAGCGGCAACCUUGUGCUGGCCACCGGGUGGAGCCGCAGCCUGUGUGUGUGGGAGGAAGGGGAGGAGGCAUGCUGCUCACAGUACCAGCGGCUGACGGGGCACGCGGCAGACGUGCUCAGCCUGGCGCUCCUGAGCGCCGACAUCGCGGCCACAGGGGACUUUGAAGGGGAGGUGCGGGUGUGGCACCUGCCCACCGCCACCUGCCUGGCGGCCUGCAGCUACGGCGGCCAGCAGUUUGAGCGCGCGGUGCGCCAGCUGUGCUGGCUGCCCGCGGCAGAGGCCGGCUGCUCGCCGCUGCUGCUGGCGUGCGGGGAGGAUGGCGGCCUGCAGGUCUGGCAGGUGUGCCUGCCCCCAGACCUGGCAGCCAGCCCCGCAUCCGCCGCAGAAGCUGCACCCGCGGGCGACGGCAGCAGGCCUGGUAUGGCAGGCAGCUCCGGCCACGGCACAGGCAGCCAGGCAUCCUGCCGCCUGGUUGCCCGCAUCACCGCCGUGCACCGACCGCAGGACUGCGUCACAGCGCUGUGCGCCGAGCUGGAACGGCGGCGGGUGUGGACCGGCGACAGCUCCGGCCACGUGGCGGCCUGGGACGUGUCUGCCCUGUGCGGCGCAGCGGCGGCGCCGGAUGGCGGCGCCGCGGCGGGCGAGCCGAGCCCGGAUGCCCUGCCUCGGCGGCUGGCUCACUGGCGCGCCGCAGACACGCAGGUGGUCAGCCUGAGCUGGAUGGCGGCGGGGCACGGCUUGCUGCUGGUGGGGGCCCAGGACGCCGCCAUCGGCAUCUGGACUCGGCAGGGCGGCCUGGUGGGCCUGUUUGGCCAGCACAGCUGGGACCUGGAGGAUCGGCGCACCUGGCAGGACCCCGAGGCGGUCAGGGUGCCGCCGCCGCUGGCGGCAGACGGCAGCGGCACGGGGCUCACCCCUCGCGACAUCAUCGCCCACAUCCCCCGCCGCACCAGCUGGCUGCAGCCGCAGAGCGGGCGCCGCGGGUCGGUGGCGGCGCGCGCGGGCGGCGGCGGCAGCCGCCCAGCCACGCCUGGCAGCCUGGCGUCCAGCGGGGCCGCUGGGGAGCUUGCUGAGGCCCUUGCCAGCAUUGCCAGGGUGCAGCCGGCGGCGAGGGAGGGCGGCGCUGCGGCAGGGCCCAGCGGCGGUGCCAGCGGCGGCAGCGGCGGCACUCCCGAGGCAGACCUGGCAGCUCCCCCGCACAGCAGCCGAGACGCACCGACCGCAGGAGCCGCGGAGCGCGGGCAGGGGCCUUGGCCGGCAGCGGGUGUGGAGGAGGGACAUGGGCUGCAGUAUUGCCUGUCGCCGCGCUCCGCUGGCGCGCGCCUGGCAGCGAUGGCGGCCCAGGCGGCCGCCUCCAAGGCCGAGUGCUGGAGCAUCCCUGUCCACGUGCAGGCGCACUCGGCGCUGCCCUUGCAGCGCAUAGCAGCCGUCCCGCGCCCCAGCACGGCAGGCGCUCGGCUGGGCCAAGGGAAGGGGAGCGGCGGCGCGGCAAGUCGUGCCGCCAGCCCCAACCCGCCGCGUGGCCACAGGGGAAGCGGCGCCACCCCAUCCAUCGCCGCCAUCAUGAGCAGGGCGCCUACCGCCAUGGGGCGGCGCGCCACGCAGCCGCAUCAUGGCAGCGGCGCGGCGCCAGCGCGCCACCCUGGCGGCGGUGCCAGCUGA